GAGGACAAAACUUUUAUUUUUCUGUAGCAUUCGAAAGAAUUAUAAAGGAAGUUAUGUGUAUCGCUAUUUCAAAGUUUGUCCAGCAUUGUGAAAGCCACCUUUGCUUUCCGACCUUUUUUAUACCUGAUUCUUGGCGCUAGUAAUUUUCCGGUAUCAAGGUGCUCUGAACCACAGAAACGUUGGGUUUUAGUUUUCUUUUCUCUCGAUCGCCUCCACCGUCUAGCACUAUGGGUAACCGUGAUUCGUUACCUGCCAAUCAUAUUCACGGCGUUCCUAGCGACUGAAUAGCCGCUUUGGUCGCCAUUUUUGUUUUGGGCCCUCCUUGAAAAAUGGGCGGAGGCCAUUUUUCUUUGGGGUAGAUUCCUUGCGCUAUCCCGGCCCUUCACUCAGUGUUUCCCCGCCAUCUUAAGUCCUGGUUUUGGCUUCAAGCCGACGGUGAGGCCGCUCAGAUCGUCUUGUGUUUGGGCUGCGGCAGCGUUUUCCCCACGCACGGGGAGACCCUGGGAAAGGGGAAGUAAGGCCGAAGCUUGAAUCCCCAAAGCGUCUGAAGGUGGGCUUGAGAGCCUGCUCCCUGUUUAGUGUGAGUUUCCUCAGCCAAGUACUACUCCACCAGUGACCCUGGACAGUAACAAAACUAAUAAAAGCCCGAACCCAAACCCUGCCACCAUCAUAGCUUAUUUAAUUGGGAAAAAAGUCCAAUUAUUUGGUGUCCAUGCCUUCUAUGUACACGGAAACCAGGAGUUGACAGUGGUAAAAUGGGUGAUGGGCUGUGUGCCUGAAGUAAGACAAGAGAGCAGAGUGUGUGCUUUCCCCAGAUUCCCUGUUUCUGAAUGACUUCCUGAACUUGGUCCUCCAGCACUUCUGGUCUGUAAUUACUCUGGAAUCAGUAAGCCAUGGCGUCAAAGAAAUUUGCCGUUAAAUGUGGGAAUUUUGCUGUCCUGGUGGAUCUUCACAUACUGCCACAAGGUUCAAACAAAGAUACCAGCUGGUUUUCUGAACAGAAGAAAGAGGAAGUCUGUUUACUGUUAAAAGAAACCAUUGAUUCAAGAGUUAAGGAGUACUUGGAAGUUCGUAAACAGCACAGGCCAUCAAAUACAGAAUUCACAAGAUCCAGUCCCUUGACCUUAAAAGGUUAUGGCUUUCAAAUCACAGCCUAUUUCCUCAAGAGAGGGAUACGCCUUCACUGUUUCGGGGGUUCACAGAGGACUGAGCUCCGUGUAUUUCCUGACAGAUUUGUGGUCUGUGUAAGUCAGCUGUCAUUCAGUCGUGAUCUUUUGGCAAGUCGGAAUGAAGAAUUGACGGAAGGAGCUCUCCACGGAGCGUCUGAUUAUUUUGCUGAGUGUGCGGAGAGUUCACUUCCUCCCAGUGCAAGGCGCAAGAGAAAUGCUCUGAAAGAAAUUGCGAAAAGAACUGAAACAAGAAGCAGCGUUGUGAGCAAAUCAUGGAGCAGCAGGGACAUUGUGGGAACUUCUAGUGACCCAGUGAUGGCAGAGAUAACGAGGAGGAGGGGUGACAGUUGGGCUUCAACCAGUCCCCCAUCAGAGUCCACGGGACAAGCAAAAGAUUACAUAAAGGCAGCUGAGAGCCACUGGGGGCUUCCUGUUCAAAAGCUGGAAAAUGUUCAUCAGACCCAGCCAGAAGACACUAGCAGCCAGCAAAAACCUCAUUUCGGGGAGUGGUUAGAGACAGGGCUUCUAGGCAGGAGCCCUGUCUGUAGCUGUGAGUCAGCAUCACCAGGUCCAAAACAAAGUCCACAAGGGGCCAGAACACAACAGAAACGCAGGAACCGCGGCUCUGCAGCAGACGUUGACCACCACAAGAGAGUUUCUCUUGGAAGUGAUCGAUUAGUCCCAAGAGAAAUAAUAGUGGAAAAAAGCAAAGCUGUCAGGGUUUUGCCAGCCUCAGAGCUGUCAGAUCCGGGGUUACUUUUGAAACAAGGUUUGGCAAAAACGGCAUCUAAUGAAGAGUUGCAUGUUUUGGAAAAUCUCUCCUCCGGACAUCUUACAAAAAAUCAGCCAGGGCAGGCACAGCAAACCGGCUCAGCCACAAACAGUGAAAGAUUAUCUGCAAUCCGGGGCAGCCCAACCAAGAAAAGAAAGAAGUACGAAAGAGGCCACUAACUUACUAACGGGGAUUGCAAAUUUGUAGUUGGGUAUAUAAUGGCUGAAGGUGCGGAAAGAGAGGGGUGUGUGUAGCUGCCCUGAUGUUAAAGGAAUUAGAAUGAUUAUUUUGUAUAGAAAAUAGAGCUCCGUGUGAGGGUUAAUUUUUAACGCAUUCAUCUGCAAGAGGCUAUGUGCUUUUUCUAACAACAUUGCUACUUUCUCAUCAUACUUUUCUGU
Messenger RNA from Leptonychotes weddellii (Weddell seal), 2339 nucleotides. It is a transcript of the gene SLX4IP, whose product is annotated as SLX4 interacting protein. The record is from RefSeq and is a predicted model, not a curated record. Lineage: Eukaryota; Metazoa; Chordata; Mammalia; Carnivora; Phocidae.